Onthophagus taurus is the source of this 1372-nucleotide messenger RNA. Its product is annotated as acyl-CoA Delta-9 desaturase-like. Lineage: Eukaryota; Metazoa; Arthropoda; Insecta; Coleoptera; Scarabaeidae. Gene Ontology annotation, cellular component: endoplasmic reticulum membrane. The record is from RefSeq and is a predicted model, not a curated record. Gene Ontology annotation, molecular function: iron ion binding; stearoyl-CoA 9-desaturase activity. Gene Ontology annotation, biological process: unsaturated fatty acid biosynthetic process.
AUUAGUUGUUGUGUUUAAAGGACUUCGUCAACACUAAAUUUAGUAAAGUUGUGAAAGUGAGUCAAUUUUUAACCCGAAUUAUUCGUGCUGCGAAGAAGGAAGAAGAAGAAGUGGUACUUGUUAUAACGCAAAAAAGAAAGUCUUAUUUUGGAGAGAACAUUCAUCAGUUUGCUUUUGCCAACGAAACAUAAAAUGUCUUCGCUUAUUUCGUCUCAAAUACUUUUGGCAGAAAGUAAAACAGAAAAAUCAAAAAAUUUAAUCAAAUCUUCGAAUCAAAAUCAAAACAACCAAGUUUAUGUAUGGGAUAUAGUUUGGUUCAACGUCGCUUUUUUAUCAUAUUUUUAUUUCUGCGGAAUAUACGGGUUGUAUUUAGCCAUAACCUCGGCAAAAUUUGCCACAAAUUUAUGGAGUAUUCUAUUAAUGGUUUGUGGAGCUCUGGGAACCACCGCCGGAUCACAUCGAUUAUGGUCUCAUCGCACUUACAAGGCUAAUUUGCCACUAAGAAUAAUCUUGGCGUUUUUUGCAACGAUUUCUUUUCAAAAUCAUAUUUAUGAAUGGGUGAGAGAUCAUCGAGUACACCAUAAACACACCGAUACAGACGCUGAUCCUCAUAACUCUUCGCGAGGAUUCUUCUUCUCCCAUUGUGGCUGGUUGAUGGUGAGGAAACACAAAGAUGUCAUCGCUAAAGGAAAAAAGAUCGAUUUGAGCGAUUUAGAAAAAGACCCUGUGGUUAUGUUCCAAAAAAAAUAUUACGCGAUUUUGAUGCCACUUCUUUGCUUCAUUCUGCCAUCGGUAAUUCCAUGGUAUUUUUGGAACGAAACUGGAGUUGUUUCGUAUUACGUAGCGGGAGUUGGAAAAUAUAUUUGGGCUGUUAAUGGAACGUGGCUUGUUAAUAGUGCUGCUCAUCUUUAUGGAACGAAACCAUAUGAUAAAAAUAUAAAUCCAUCGGAAAAUACAUUCGUGGGUUAUUUAGCGUUAGGUGAAGGAUGGCACAAUUACCACCACACUUUCCCAUGGGAUUACAAAACUUCGGAAUUUGCUAAUUAUGGCCCAAAUUUAACGACGGCCUUUAUCGAUUUUUUUGCGUGGUUGGGGUGGGCUUACGAUUUAAAAACGGCUUCGGAAGAGAUGGUUAGGAGAAGAAUGUUGAGGACUGGGGAUGGAACGAAACUUCCGCCAGAAGAAAUUGGCAAAAAAUCGAGUUUGAAAGAAGAUUUAGGACUGAGUAGUGAUAAUAUUUGGGGGUGGGGUGAUAUUAAUAUGAAAUCGGUUGAUUUUCAGUAUGUUAAAAGAUUCAAUGUGAAAUAAUUAAGUUUAUUUGUAAUUUGGGGUUUGGUUGUGAUUUGUAAUUGUUAAUAAAAUAUUUGAUUUA